This is a messenger RNA of Calliphora vicina (urban bluebottle blowfly), 427 nucleotides long. RefSeq names its product dynein light chain roadblock-type 2-like. Gene Ontology annotation, molecular function: dynein intermediate chain binding. The transcript is spliced from 2 exons. Lineage: Eukaryota; Metazoa; Arthropoda; Insecta; Diptera; Calliphoridae. Gene Ontology annotation, biological process: microtubule-based movement. Gene Ontology annotation, cellular component: cytoplasm; centrosome; cytoplasmic dynein complex. The record is from RefSeq and is a predicted model, not a curated record. Bases 1 to 342 code for a protein of 113 amino acids.
AUGCCAAAUCAAAAAAAGGAUCAGAAUAAGCGCACUCGUGCAUAUGUAGAGGAAGUUUUUCGUCAAAUUGGAGAAAAACCAGAUGUAACCGACAUAAUGAUUCUUAACAAUAACGGAAAUCCGGUUAAAACGACUAUGGAACAAGGGUUAGCCAUACAGUAUGCUGGUCUUUACGAAAUAUUGCGUGAUAAAGUUUGUAUGGGAUUGCAGAAGAUUGAUUCGCGCAAUGACUUAAUUAUGCUUAGAUUAAGAACUACAAAAAAUGAAACGUUGAUAGUACCCGAUGGUAAAAUAACUAUAGUGGUCACACAAAAUGCCAAAGAUCGUUUUCAAAAUGCUUAACUAUCUAUGCUGUUGUUUAAUAAGACUUUUUUUAGAUGUUAUAAAUGUAAUUUACUUGCCAAUUUUUUUAUUAAUAAAAUAUGCA